AUGGACAGGUCCGAGGUGACAUGGCAGAAAUACGCAUCAAAAGCUGUUCUAGUGGGCUCAAUGUUAAAACAUUGCAAGGAUCAUCUGAGCAUCCGGAAAGAACUCCGUAAAUUUAUGAAAGAGAUGAAAGAGGAUUCUAUACGGACGAAACAAGAGUUGAAAGAGGAGGAUCCAGCAGUGCGUCAGUGGUACAUCAGAAGACGAUCGAGUGCCUCGGCUCCUACUCUUAGCCUCAGAGAAACAAGUGUAAAUCAACAGGAGAGCCUUCAUUGUAAGCUAUGUGAUGCAAAGUUUGAGAAUCCAAAAGACGAGUACCCAUGUCGUGUUUGUGACAGAGUGUUCCACAAGGAUUGUGUUCUGCUCAUGCAGGAUCUCCAUCCAUCACACGUGACCGCCAUAGAAAGAGCAAACACCAGCACGGGAUGGAGUUGUCCAACAUGUGAUGAUUUGAGUUUCUUAUUGACUGAAAAGGAGCUACAGUGCAUUAUUGAAACUUUUGAUGAAGAAAUCAACCCAAAAGGGGGUCAAAUCACUUUCGAUGAUUUCAUCGCAUAUAAGAAAAAACAACUUGGACAUCAGGUUACAGAAGAAGAGCAAAAACUCUUUGACCUUGAAUUCCGAUUGGUUGAUACGGAUGGCAGUGGAACUAUUGAUUGGUGGGAAUUUUUAAAUUUCCAAGCUAAAGUCAAAAUUUCCUCACGAAAUCAGAAUGAGUUGGUGGAUAUGCUGACAGAGAAAGAAGUUCUGAUGGCAAAGAUGGCCUUCUCCCAGUUAGAUGAAAACGAUGAUGGCAGGAUAUCGGAGUUAGAAGCCAGGAGAGUGAUCGAUGAGUAUACCAGUCGGUUCAACUUACCUGAUGAGAGACGACAUAGUAUUGGGGAAACCUACGCAAAACACGCCCUAGCUCGAGCUAUGUCACUCGAUGUUAAGGAACUGGGCAGUGUCACGUGGAAUGAAUUCUUGCAUGGUCAAGCUCAAUACAUUCUAGUUACACGUCCAAAUAUGACAUUUUUAGGACAAGGGCAGCUGUUUCAAGACAAAAACCCGACAAAAUCGUAA
Saccostrea echinata is the source of this 1059-nucleotide messenger RNA. RefSeq names its product PHD finger protein 24-like. Gene Ontology annotation, molecular function: calcium ion binding. The transcript has 7 exons. The coding region runs from base 1 to 1059 and encodes 352 amino acids. The record is from RefSeq and is a predicted model, not a curated record. NCBI's taxonomy places the organism in Eukaryota, Metazoa, Mollusca, Bivalvia, Ostreida, Ostreidae.